AUGCCGCAGAACGUAAAACUCAACUCGCUACGAAGCCAUAUUGGCUUGCGUGCGAUUCACAGAAAUGAGUUUAAGGAGCCGCAACGCAAGAAUUAUGUUGCGUCGGUGCAAGCGCAUUUUAUGGAGAUCAAGCAGCGGUUGGACAAUUUAGUCCAUGCGGCGGAGGUGGAUGAUGCUGACGACUAUGUGCUACCUCGUCUUAUGACUUGCUGGCGGAGGUUGACAUCCCCAUUGGAGCGACAACAGUGUCUCCGGCCAAAGAGGUGGACCCGCAGGCGCAUUUGGAAUUCGACCAAUCCCAGUUGCGUAAGCUGCACAAGGCCUGCGGGCUGCCGAAGCGAGAGUUGGACAUCAUGGCCAAAGGCAUCCAGUACGUGGCUUACAAUGCGGCUGCUCC
Messenger RNA from Sphaeroforma arctica JP610, 397 nucleotides. RefSeq lists its product as hypothetical. The transcript has a single exon. NCBI's taxonomy places the organism in Eukaryota, Ichthyosporea, Ichthyophonida. The record is from RefSeq and is a predicted model, not a curated record. The annotation marks the transcript as partial.